Messenger RNA from Morchella importuna, 228 nucleotides. RefSeq lists its product as uncharacterized. The transcript has 4 exons. The record is from RefSeq and is a predicted model, not a curated record. Lineage: Eukaryota; Fungi; Ascomycota; Pezizomycetes; Pezizales; Morchellaceae. Bases 1 to 228 code for a protein of 75 amino acids.
AUGUCACCUCAUCGGGAACAAACAGGCAAUCGUUACGACAGCCGUGACUAUGGCAGUAGUGCUCCUAACCAAAACUCGUAUCACUAUAGCAACAAGGACGGUUCUUAUUAUUAUAGCAAUUCAAAUGGCUCCUCCUAUUAUAAUGAUGGGAAGGGGAAUGCUACUUAUUCUACCCCAAGCUCUGGGUCCAGCAGGUCCAGCGGGUCUAGCGGAACGGCAAAGAAGUAA